Messenger RNA from Saccharomyces mikatae IFO 1815, 471 nucleotides. RefSeq names its product Iai11p (gene IAI11). Lineage: Eukaryota; Fungi; Ascomycota; Saccharomycetes; Saccharomycetales; Saccharomycetaceae. The transcript has 2 exons. Gene Ontology annotation, cellular component: mitochondrion. The record is from RefSeq and is a predicted model, not a curated record. The coding region runs from base 1 to 471 and encodes 156 amino acids.
AUGUUACUGGAUAAGAAUGACAGGGCUACUGUCAGCAGUGAGGAUGUCACACAUUUCAAAGACAGCUACAAGAAGAGAAGAAAGAUUCAAAUGGCACGGUUCUUUGGAAUCACCAUUUUUACACUUAUAACAUGCAGAAUGGCCAUGAAAAAAAUGAUAAUAACGAAAGCACCCUUGAAUACAUUUCAACAGAACUACGCUAUCCCACGCAUCAAGGUUCAGACUGCAACGGGCACGCAAAAGAACCUUGCAAGCUCUCUAUUAGUGACCACAGGCAUGACAUUGGGUAUAUUUGGUAUGGGUAUUACAGGAACAUGUUGGAGCUGGGACGUUUCAUCCUUUCAGGAGCUGAAACAGCGAUUGGAAAGACGUGCAAAGAACGAAUAUGUGGUGACAAACAUGCCUCUUGAUAAAAGGAACCGGCAAGUAGUGGAUGCCUUAGUCGAGACACAGAAAUAUCUAUGUAAAUAG